GUGGAGGUGCCGAGGGGAAAGAGCCAGCACUCAGGGGGGUGGCAGCACCAGUGGUGGGCCCAGGCCCAGCAGCGAGUGCACUGACAGUGGGCAGCCAGCCUACGGCUGCUGGAGAGGUUCCACUGAGCAGUGAAUCCUCGGCAAACAAGAGAGGAGAGCACAUGCCACGCGGCUGCUGCUGCACAGGACUGGAACGCCCCAUGCCAGCACAGUCAAGCUUCUGUGCUGGGUUGGAGUGCCUCGCACCGCCCCAAGCUGCCAUGUUGGGCAAUCGCCUCAGGGCCUCGUUGCUGUGCCAUGUGGCCCCCGGGACUGCCUCCUCACCCCUCACGCCAGAGCCGACCACGCCCCUCGUCACCAUGGAAAUGCCCAGACCACCCCUACCCAGAGCUGAUUGGCUUGGCUGCCAAGCCAUGCCAACAGCCCCACCUCUGAUGGCCACGCCUGCCUCCUGCUGCCACACAGGGGUGGGCCCCAAUGAGAUGUCACUACACGUGCCCGGAUGCCAAGCCUACGUCACUUCUGGAAAUGCACCGGAAUCAGGAAAUACCAACACCAGGGCACCGGACCCCACUCCUGCUCCCGACUUCAGCCCUGGUCCUGCUGUUGCCACAGCCUCUGCAGCCUCAUCGCAUCUGCAACCAAGAAUGGAACAGCCCCAGGGAACCACAUCACUGAUGGACACACAAGACACUCACAGAGGGAACACAAGUCUCCACCCUGCUGCCAACCCUCGAGAGGAAGCACUUGCAGUAGUGCCAGCAUCAGCUCCAUCCCCAUCGCUGUUCAGAUCAGCUGCCAUCCCCACUCACGACCCGGCUAUCUUCUGGAUGGAGUCUUGUGUCCCCAAAGCAGAUUAUAGGGGGCAAAGAGGCCAAGGCUUCGGAUCAACAGGAUAGCCCUAGGUGUACUGGACUAAGGUCAUGGGUGAUCAAAGACCUAAUAUGAAUUGUACUGUUAUGAUGCCUAAAGCAAAGCCUUUGCAGAUAAAGGUCAGUGGGAUGAUUGAUACAGGGACAGAUGUCACCAUCAUCUCUACCAACAUAUGGCCUUCAUUGUGGCCUACCACACCAGCAGGAUCUGCCAUUGCUGUCAUUGGAGGGACCACACAGAGCUACUUGAGGAGCAAUCCUAUGUAGAUUAAAAAUCAUGAAGGCCAAACAGCUACAACUCGACCAAACAUCACUGCUACUCCACUAAACCUAUGGGAGAGGGAUGUCCUAUCUGCAUGGGGAGUCCAGGUGGUGAUGGAUUUUUUUAACAGGAGGCAGUGUAUUAAAGGACGUAAGGUGUCCCACACUAGCUCUGAAGUGUCUCAUUACUCAGCCUGUGUGGAUACCACAGUGGUCUCUUGAAAAGAGAAACUAGACUCUCUCAAAAUCCUGGUUACAGGAACAACUGGUUCAAGUACACAUAGAGCCAUCUAUGAGCCCUUGGAACACUGGUAUUUGUCAUAAAAAAGAAAUCUGGCAAGUGGAGGUUACUCCAUGACCUGAGAAAAAUUAAUUAUGUAAUGGAAAGCAUGGGUACUUUGCAACCUGGUAUGCCAUUUCCUACAAUGAUACUUGCCUCCUGGGGCAUUCUGAUUGUGGACUUGAAAGAUUGUUUUUACACUAUUCCAUUGCACCCAGACAAUACCCCAAAGUUUGCUUUUACAGUGCCUUCCAUUAAUAAUGCUGCACCAGUGCAAUGUUAUCAAUGGCGUGUUCUUCCCCAAGGCAUGAAGAACAGUCCUAUGAUCUGUCAGUGGUAUGUUGCAUAGGCACUCUCAUCCAUGAGAGAACAAUUUCCAGGGGCAUACUGUUACCAUUAUAUGGACAAUAUUUUGAUAGCAACCCAAACAAAAGAAGAACUCUCACAGAUUCAGCCAAGCCUGUUGCAAGCAUUGAAAACAUUUGGGCUGCAGGAGAAGAUGCAGCAGCAAGCACCCUGGAAAUAUUUGAGACUCAAAAUAAUGAAAACUAUUCAGUUUUCAACUAAGAUUCAAACUCUAAAUAAUGCACAGAAACUUAUGGGUACUAUCAACUGGGUCAGACCAUAUCUAGGAUUAACCAACUCAGAAUUAGCACCUUUAUUUGACCUCCUAAAAGGUGAUCCUGAGUUAACUUCUCCCAGAAAAUUAAAUUCAGAGGCAAAAGCUACUCUCAAAACAGUAGAGCAAGCUAUAACAGACAGACAAGUCCACCGGAUAUGCUCAGAGGAAAAGAAAUCUAAGAUAUAUAUUGAGGGGGAAAAAAGAUGGAUUCACAAGAUUGUGUCCCAACAAAUUCAAAGCAAGAUAUGAGCCAUCACAUAAAGGGUAACUCUGGUAAACAUUACCUUUGUGGCUAUUGUGCAGCCUUCACCAAUAUAGUAGUCACCUUUCCCAUCCAGAAGGUCCUCUUUCGACAGCAGUUGUAUGGCUUGAAAACAAAGGAUGCAGUACAUCAGCUGCAGAAAGAUGGAAUUCGAAAUCUCUAUCGUGGAAUCCUUCCUCCAUUAAUGCAAAAAACAACUACCCUGGCUCUAAUGUUUGGCUUGUAUGAAGAUUUCUCCUCCUUGCUCCAUAGUCACACAAGUGCACCUGAACUUCUAACUUGCAGCAUGGCAGCAGUGCUUGCAGGGACCACAGAAGCCCUUCUUACACCUUUUGAACGAGUCCAGACUUUGCUUCAAGACUACAAACAUCAUGACAAAUUUACAAACACUUACCAGGCUUUCAGGGUACUAAAAGUCUAUGGGAUUAGAGAAUAUUAUAGGGGUCUGGUGCCAAUCCUGCUCCGGAAUGGAACCAGCAAUAUCCUCUUCUUUGGCCUACGAGGACCUAUCAAACAGUGUCUGCCUGAAGCAACUUCUUAUAGCGCUCACUUGGUCAAUGACUUUAUCUGUGGCGGACUGUUGGGUGCCAUGCUGGGAUCCUUAUUUUUCCCAAUGAAUGUUGUAAAAACUCGCAUGCAAUCUCAAAUUGGUGGCGAAUUUCAGUCUUUUUCAAAAGUUUUUGUAACAAUAUGGCUAGAACGUGAUAAAAAAUUGAUGCAUCUUUUCAGAGGAGUCCAUCUGAAUUACCAUCGUUCUGUCCUGUCUUGGGGCAUAAUCAAUGCAACAUAUGAAUUCUUGCUAAAGCUAUUAUAAAAAAUGUUACCUUCCUUUGAAGCACCACUAUUCACUUGGGUAUUUGUACAUUUCAGGUCACUUUGUCUCUGAAAAUAGGUUAAUUUAUGGAUUUUUUUGUGAAUAAUGUGGACUACCAUGAAACUUGGAGACAAUUCAAAGCAAAUUCUCACAAUAAUCAAAUUUUA
Molecule: messenger RNA, 3278 nt
Organism: Catharus ustulatus (Swainson's thrush)
Lineage: Eukaryota; Metazoa; Chordata; Aves; Passeriformes; Turdidae
Product: mitochondrial nicotinamide adenine dinucleotide transporter SLC25A51-like
Exons: 2
Coding region: 2239-3111 (290 amino acids)
Source: RefSeq, a predicted model, not a curated record